Messenger RNA from Drosophila biarmipes, 1446 nucleotides. RefSeq lists its product as uncharacterized. Lineage: Eukaryota; Metazoa; Arthropoda; Insecta; Diptera; Drosophilidae. The record is from RefSeq and is a predicted model, not a curated record. The coding region runs from base 90 to 1247 and encodes 385 amino acids. The transcript has a single exon.
GCCCCUGCAUAUCGAUACCCGAUUGCUGGCAGCAGCACGUGCAGUUGUGCCUCGUUAGUACAUUUAAUUUGCCCUUACUUUAGCGCCCCAUGGAGAAGUCUGACAAGAAGGCGGCUCGCCGCGAGGCCAAGGAGCGUCGCCGCAAGUUCCUGGAGGAGGAGCAGCUGGACAAGGUGGACGCCGGCCUGGCGGCGCACGACUGUUGCGGCGAUGCCUUCCGCGACUUCGACGAGCACACCCAUGAGGCCUGGCUGAUGCAGUGCCCCAAGGGCACGGAUCCCCGCCAGCUGGCCGGCAAGCGCUUCAAGCUGCCCGGCAAGAAGCGCGUGGGCAACCUGCGAGUGCGCGCCGUCGGCUACUCGGCGCCCCAGAAGGAAACCAUUGGCUAUGUCAGCUCCAAGGGCAAGUAUGCCAUCCGCAAUCUGCCCCUGGCCGGCUAUGUGGUGGUCAGCCAGCGUCCGAAGGCCCAGCAACCGGUCGCCGGCGAGGAGGAGCAGGAAUUCCCAACCAUGCCGCCGCCACCCAAGAUCCUGGUGCGCAAUCGUCAUCCCCUGUUCGGCAGCGACUACAAGGAUCGCAUCGAAUUGCCCGAGGAGAUUGCCAAGACCCUGCGCCAGGCGGACAAGAGGAAUCUGAAAACCAAAGCCAAACUGUCGCGCACCGCCAACUACUACACGAUCCGCAGCAAACUGCUGGCCUCCAGCCAAACGCUGGAGCAAAAGGAGCAGCUUGUGCGGCAGUCGGUGCUCACCGGCCACAAACCACAGUUCAUGAAGUCCAUAGCUCUAAACGACCAGUCGGAAGAGGAAGCCGCAGAGGCGGCGCCCGUCAAGAAGAGCAAAAAGAAGAAAAACAAUGGGUCGGUAGAGGAAAACGGCUUUGAACAGGUGGAGAUCAAGGAAGAAGAUGCCAUCGCCCCCAAGAAGCAAAAGAAGCGCAAAUCAAAUGGCAAAAUCUUGGAAAAUGGAGCAGAAAAUGCCUUCGACGAUGUGGAGAACAGGGAGGAAGAAGUCGUCGCGUCAAAGAAACAGAAGCGUAAAUCAAAUGGGCAAGUGCUGGCGAAUGGAGCGGCCAAUAGCCUGGACGAAGUGGUGGUGAUCGAGGAUAAACCUGCAUCCGUCAAGAAGCACAAGAAGGCUAGGGACAACGAGGUGGUUGUCAUCGACGACGACGUCGUGGAGGUGAAAACGGAGGAGGACGCGGAGGCCCCGCCGCGCAAGCGCAAGAAGCAGAAGGCGGUAGAAUAGACCAGUGGUCAGCUCCUCUGUAACACUUAGUUUUUACGUAGAUUAGGAAAAGUUUUUUUCUAUUUUAGUAAUGUCCGUGUUCUGCAGAACAACAUGAUAAAAUUGUUACGCCAGUUCUGCCAAUAAUGAUGCAAAAUUGUUGCGUUGUGUAUGGAUGUGUAAAAUAUUGAUUAGAAUAAAUUGAAAUAAUAUUUAAAAA